AUGGCGAACGAGAAGAACGACGCGCCCGUCACCCCCACUGAGGUGGGGAGGACCCAAGGUCUUUUGACCGACGAGAAGCUUCCUGCUGAUGCGCAUACCCAUGAGAUUAGCCGUUUGGACUCUGAGGAACAAGUCUUCGAAUCUCACCUCAACGUUACUGAGGAUGAUCUCAUUGAGGCCAAGGCCAUCGCCGCCAACCUCACACUAGAGGGAGUGCAAAAGAUGAUGAAAAACGUUCUCAGAAUCCAUGAUCGCGACCCCAACUUUCCUCACAGUGUUCUUAUGAAGAUCCACGAGUUCCUUGACAACGAGAACGUGUUCGAGAACCCCGAGAAGCACGAACAGAUCAUUUGGGAGAUGAAGUUGGAGGCUGCCCUGAUCACGAACAACAGCCCCUACUCCGAAGUUCGAGCUGUCGUCGACAACAAGGAUGACCCUAAUCUUCCCUGCGGAACGAUCAGAGCAUGGACGAUCGGUGUUUUCUUCUCUGUUUUUCUGGCUUUCAUCAACCAGCUCUUCAGUAUUCGUCAACCGGCUAUCAGCAUCGAGUCCAAUGUCGCCCAGCUGCUGGCCUUUCCUAUUGGUAAGGCCUGGGAGAAGCUCAUGCCAAACGUCGUCUUCACUGUCUUUGGUCACAAGCUGCCGCUCAACCCCGGACGAUUCAACAAGAAGGAGCACAUGCUCAUCGCCAUCAUGGCUAACACGGCCAAGAGUCUGCCGUACACUCAGUACAUUGUCUGGACACAAGUGCUUCCUCAGUACUUCAACCAACCGUACGCAAAGAGCUUCGCCUACCAAAUCCUGAUUGCCCUCUCCACCAACUUCAUCGGAUACGGUCUGGCCGGUUUGACCCGACGAUUCAUUGUGUACCCCUCCUACUGCGUCUGGCCGGCCUCGCUUGUCACCAUCGCCCUCAACUCAGCCCUUCACCAUGAGAACAACGUUGCGGUGCCUGGACCCUUCAAGAGGCUGUACUCCAUGACUCGCUACAAAUUUUUCUUGUGGUCUUUCGGUGCCAUGUUCAUCUACUUCUGGUUCCCCAACUACCUCUUCGAGGUUCUGACCUUUUUCUCAUGGAUGACAUGGAUCUCCCCCAGCAAUCACAACCUGGAGAUCUUGACGGGAUUCCGCAAUGGCUUGGGCAUGUUCAACCCCUGGCCUACCUUUGACUGGAACGUCAUGUUGUUCGACAGCGUCGAUCCCUUGAUGGUCCCGGCUUUCUCCACCUUCAACCGAACCCUCGGCAUGUUCCUGCUCGGAUUCGUUAUCAUGGGACUCUACUUUACCAACGCCUGGAACACUGCCUACCUCCCCAUCAACUCCAACCGUGUCUACGACCACUUUGGCAAGCUGUACAACGUCUCGCGUGCUCUCGACGACCGCGGCAUGUAUGACCAUGCGAAGUACAUGGACUACUCGGCUGCCUACCUUGCCGCCGCCAACACUUUGGUCUACGGUGCCUUCUUCGCCAUGUACGCCGCUGCUGUUACGCACGUUGCCAUCUUCCACCGCUACGAGAUCAUGAUGGGUUUCAAGAACAUCUGGGCCAGCAUCCGCCGUAAGAAGACUGUCCCGGAGGAUGGUGACGACGGCGAGUACAAGGAUGUCCACAACCGUCUCAUGGCCGCCUACCCUGAAGUUUCGGAGUGGUGGUACCUAGGAACCCUCAUAGUUGCAGCUGGACUUGGUUUUGCCGGCGUCGCGGGAUGGCCUACCUACACCACACCAGGCGUCGUCCCCUACGGUAUCUUCUUAGCUGUCGUCUUUGUUAUCCCCAUCGGUAUUAUCAAGGCUAUGACCGGUGUCGAAGUUACGCUCAACGUCUUGGCCGAGUUCAUCGGUGGUAUGUGGGUGGAGGGCAACGCGCUUGCCAUGAACUUCUUCAAGUCCUUCGGUUACGUCACCUGCGCUCACGCUGUCCACUUUGCGAACGAUCUCAAGGUCGCCCACUACCUGAAGAUCCCGCCUCGUCAGACCUUCGCCUGCCAGAUGAUUGCCACCCUCAUCUCGACCUUUGUGUGCACCGCUGUCAUCAACUUCCAAAUUCAAAUUCCCAAAGUUUGCACUCCCGAAGCGCCGAUGCGUUUCUUCUGCCCCGGCCCGAACACCUUCUUCACCGCCGCCGUCCUUUGGGGCACCAUCGGCCCCAUCAAGGUCUUCGGUCACCAGGGACAGUACAACUAUCUCCUGCUCGGCUUCCCCCUUGGAAUCAUCCUGCCCAUCAUCUUCUACUUCCUCAUCAAGUGGUCUCCUAAGAACCGUUACCUCCGCCAGUUCCACCCCGUGGCCCUCUUCUACGGCGGUGUCAACUGGGCCCCCUACAGCUUCUCCUACGCCUGGCCUGCUGUUCCCAUUGCGUGGCUGUCGUGGAUCUAUGUUAAGAACCGCUACUUGGCCUUCUGGUCCAAGUACAACUUCGUGCUUUCGGCCUCGUUCUCCGCCGGUAUCGCCAUUGCUGGCAUUCUUAUGCUCUUCACCGUGCAAUGGCUCGGCGCCGAUGUUGAAUGGUGGGGUAACAGCCAGGUCAGUGCUGGCUGUGAGGGCAAGGCGUGCACUCUGAAGACCCUGGCCGAGGGAGAGCGAUUCUACCCCUGGUGGAACCCGUCCCAGGUCCCGGCUCCUUAA
Molecule: messenger RNA, 2625 nt
Organism: Colletotrichum higginsianum IMI 349063
Lineage: Eukaryota; Fungi; Ascomycota; Sordariomycetes; Glomerellales; Glomerellaceae
Product: Opt oligopeptide transporter
Exons: 10
Coding region: 1-2625 (874 amino acids)
Biological process (GO): transmembrane transport
Molecular function (GO): oligopeptide transmembrane transporter activity
Source: RefSeq, a predicted model, not a curated record